Molecule: messenger RNA, 2313 nt
Organism: Hansenula anomala
Lineage: Eukaryota; Fungi; Ascomycota; Saccharomycetes; Phaffomycetales; Wickerhamomycetaceae
Gene: MDM20
Product: Mdm20p
Exons: 1
Coding region: 1-2313 (770 amino acids)
Biological process (GO): N-terminal peptidyl-methionine acetylation
Cellular component (GO): NatB complex; cytoplasm
Molecular function (GO): protein binding; protein-N-terminal amino-acid acetyltransferase activity
Source: RefSeq, a predicted model, not a curated record
AUGUCCAGCAAGGAGGAUGAGAUCUUGAGGGCUGUUGAAAAUGGUACUUUCAAAUAUGCUCAACAAUUGUGUUCGAAGCUAUUGAAGAAAAACCCAAAUGUUGCAUAUUACAAGGUAUUAAAUAGUUACAUUCUUUUACACUCUGGUAAGGAGAAAGAAGCUGUUGAUUCCGCAUUGUCAAUCAUGGAAGACGUUCCAAGUGAUAUCAAGUCACUAGAGUUACUGAACGAGAUUUUCAAUGAGGUGGGAUUAACCAGUGAAGCUGUGUUGGUAUAUGAAAAUGCAGCUAAAAAGCAUAAAACUUUUGACAUUUUGCGUACUUGGUUUCAUUUUGGUUGUGAACAUGCCAAUGUUCGUAUUAUACAAAAAGCUGCUAUGGCAAUGAAAAAUAGCAGUAGAUUAUUCAAAUUAUGGGCCGCUUUUGCUUCAUACAUGGUUGCAAACUUGAAAGAUGCAUCACCUGUUGAGAAAUCCUUAUUUCCAAAACUUGGUUUGAAGACUAUUGAACAAUGUGAGCCUCUGAAGAAUGAACAAGAAGUUUUCAUUCUUGUUAAACUUCUUGAGCAAAAUAAAUCUUUAGAUAAGAUUCCUGAAGCUGUUUUGAAAUUUUCAAAACAAAAUAAGUUGGAUUUAGAAUUACAAAUUAUUUUAUUGAAAACAUUUGAUCAAUUGGAAGAUUGGGAAAAGUUGUAUAAAUGGAGUCAUACAGUUUUGAUUGAUUAUAAACUUGAUGAUUUCAACACUUGGAAAUAUUUAAUCAAAUCAUCAAUCAAGUUGAAUAAAGAUAUAAAUGACAUUAUUGAAAGCUAUAAUUCAAGAAACUCUAAAUUGGCCAAAAUUGAGCUACAAAGUGAGCUAGGUUAUGAUGUUCAUGAAGCAGUCUUUGAAUAUAUGAAAUCACUUGGCCAUAAAGCUUGUGCAUUCCCAGACAUUAAGAAUUACGCUGAGAAAAUUGAUCAAGUUAAAUUCCUUGAAUGGCUCAAUGGACACAAGAAAUCAAUUGAUGAUGAUAGAGGCUUGAUCUGGAAUGUCAAUGUCGUCAAAUUUAAAGCACUUUUCAAUAGAGAUUUGUUCAAAUCAGAAGAGUUCAUCAAUGAAAAUAUCCAACUUUGGAACAAAUCAAAACAUUUGCUUUCCAAAAAAUCCAAGACUGAUUAUUUCAAUGGAGAUGAAUUUAUCUUAUUCAUUGUUCAAUCUCUAUUAUCUAUUGAUUUCUCAGUAGCCAAUAUUGUUUUAUCAAUCAUCAUUUUAGAAAAUACCGUCAUUAAAGAUGACCAUGAAUUCCAUUUGAGAUUGUGGUUAAUCCAACUGUACUCUAUUAUUAACUGUCAUACACAAGCAAAACACCAUUAUGAUGCAUUGAAGAUCAAAAACGUUCAACAUGAUAUCUUGGAUCAUUAUAUCAUCUCAAGAUUGAGCACACAAUUUCCUAAUGCUGAUGAGUUGAAAAAAUCAUUUUCCAUCUAUCGUGCUAAUGAAAAUGAGACCGUCUAUUACGUGAAAAUCGGUUUCAAUAAUGGUGCUUUCAACAAAUUGGAGAGUAUGAUUGAGUUCCAACAAAGAUUGAAUGAUUCAAUCUUGAAAAAACACGAGGUUAUACAAGGUAUAAAGAUUGGUAGAAUUUUGAAUGAUAAAGACAUAUACAACAAAUACAGAAAAGUUAGAAUCAACGAGAAAGUUAGUGAUAAUAGAGAUUUCAACAUCUUAUGGAAUGUUGGUAUUGAUGAAGAACUUGAAUUUAAAGACCAGCUAUUAGAAAACAUUCCAGGAAAAAGUUAUAUCAAACUAAAUGAAGUUCAAGAACGUCUAGUAAAUGGUCAAGAUGUUCCUUUAGCAGAUCCAUUAUCAUUUAAAGGCGUAACAGAUGCUGAAAAAUGGUCUUUUGAGGUGUUGCAAAAUCUUUCAAUCUUUAUCAACACAAAAGAUGCUGACUUACUAUCAAAAGUCAAAGAAUUAUAUGCACAAGUUCCUAAACCACCAAAAACAUUAUCAUGGAAAGUCAACAAUUCUUUAGUGUCAAUUAUUGACACUGCAAAGUCUGCACAGGUGCUAUUAUCAUCAACUCAAAAAGUUAACAAAAAAGAUCAUUCAGAGCUCAAAGAAUUAAACUUAUCCCUGUUACAAAAGAUUAGAGAUGACACUAUUUUGGAUAAGAAAGUUCAAAUAACAGAUGCUAUCAACAAUUUGAAAUCUGAGCUCAGUGAUAAUGAAUACUUGAAAAAACUAAAUAUUAACAAUGCUUCAAAGGAUAAGAUUCUAGAAAUAAUCGGGUACUCCAAUAAUGAAGCUUUCAAAUUAUUGAGGAUCUUAUGA